Phyllostomus discolor (pale spear-nosed bat) is the source of this 12519-nucleotide messenger RNA. It is a transcript of the gene CLSTN2, whose product is annotated as calsyntenin 2. Lineage: Eukaryota; Metazoa; Chordata; Mammalia; Chiroptera; Phyllostomidae. Gene Ontology annotation, cellular component: cell surface; postsynaptic membrane. The coding region runs from base 581 to 3442 and encodes 953 amino acids. The record is from RefSeq and is a predicted model, not a curated record. Gene Ontology annotation, biological process: homophilic cell-cell adhesion; positive regulation of synaptic transmission; positive regulation of synapse assembly. The transcript has 17 exons. Gene Ontology annotation, molecular function: calcium ion binding; amyloid-beta binding; kinesin binding.
GCAGGAGCAGCAGCGUCGCCCGCCCGCCCCUCUGCGCGGCUGCCAGCUCCAAGGGCGUGGCAGGGCAGGGUCCCCAGCGCCCCGCAGACAAAGCUCCGGCCCCAAGUGAUCACUUUCUGAGGGGGCCCUCCAUCCCCUAAGGCAGUUAUUUGGAGAGCCAGAGCUGAGGCGAGGGCUGAAGGGCUCCCCACAGCCGCCCACCAGGGCCCUCCCGGGGCUGGGUCCCGAUUGGAACGUGAGGAGGGCGGAGGAAAGUUGGGGUCGGGGUCAAGGCGCCCGGAGCGAGGAAGCUGGGGCUACUGUCCGCGUCUCAUGAAUAUGCAGGAGCCACCUCCCUCCCUCCGUGACGUCACGGGCCGUCCCGGGGUGAGCGCCAGAGCCGCUCCGGGUCCGAGCCAGUGAGCGCGGCUGCUGCCGGCGAGCGAACGGCGCGGCGGCUGUACCGGAGGCCGAGCGCGGCGGCGCAGAAGCGCACGCAGCGGGCAAGGCUGGGCUGUCCGCUGCCGGGCGGGCACCUGGAGGGGCAGCCGGCGCGGUUAGUAGGCGGCAGAGACCGCUCGUUGGCGGCGGCUGCGCGAGGAUGCUGACCAGGAGGCUGUGCUGGGUGCCGCUCCUGCUGGCGCUGGGCGUGGGGAGCGGCAGCGGGGGCGGCGGCGGCGGAGGGGGCAGCCGGCGGCGCCGCCUCCUCUCGGCUAAAGUUAACAAGCACAAGCCAUGGAUCGAGACUUCGUACCAUGGAGUCAUUACUGAGAACAAUGACACAGUCAUUUUGGACCCACCACUAGUAGCCCUGGACAAAGAUGCACCAGUUCCUUUUGCAGGAGAGAUCUGUGCAUUCAAGAUCCACGGCCAGGAGCUGCCCUUCGAGGCCGUGGUGCUCAACAAGACCUCAGGAGAGGGCCGGCUCCGUGCCAAGAGCCCCAUCGACUGUGAGCUGCAGAAGGAGUACACAUUCAUCAUCCAGGCCUACGACUGUGGUGCGGGGCCCCGGGAGACAGCCUGGAAGAAGUCACACAAGGCUGUGGUCCACAUCCAGGUGAAGGACGUCAAUGAGUUUGCUCCCACCUUCAAAGAGCCGGCCUACAAGGCUGUGGUGACAGAGGGCAAGAUCUACGACAGCAUCCUACAGGUGGAGGCUGUGGACGAGGACUGCUCCCCGCAGUACAGCCAGAUUUGCAACUAUGAAAUUGUCACGACUGAUGUGCCUUUUGCCAUCGACAGAAAUGGCAACAUCAGGAACACUGAGAAGCUGAGCUAUGACAAGCAACACCAGUACGAGAUCCUGGUGACCGCCUCCGACUGCGGACAGAAGCCUGCUGCUCAGGACACCCUGGUGCAGGUGGACGUGAAGCCAGUUUGCAAGCCUGGCUGGCAAGACUGGGCCAAGAGGAUUGAGUACCAGCCUGGCUCGGGGAGUGUGCCCUUGUUCCCCAGCAUCCACCUGGAGACAUGCGACGGGGCCGUGUCCUCCAUCCAGAUCACCACAGAGCUGCAGACCAAUUACAUCGGGAAGGGGUGUGACCGGGAGACCUACUCCGAGAAAUCCCUUCAGAAAUUAUGUGGAGCCUCCUCUGGUAUCAUUGACCUCCUGCCCUCCCCCAGUGCUGCCAUGAACUGGACCGCGGGACUGCUGGUGGACAGCAGUGAGAUGAUCUUCAAGUUCGACGGCAGGCAGGGUGCCAAGAUCCCUGACGGGAUUGUGCCCAAGAACCUGACGGACCAGUUCACCAUCACCAUGUGGAUGAAACACGGCCCCAGCCCCGGUGUGAGGGCGGAGAAGGAAACCAUCCUCUGCAACUCAGAUAAAACUGAAAUGAACCGGCAUCACUACGCCCUGUAUGUGCACAACUGCCGCCUGGUCUUCCUCUUGCGGAAGGACUUUGACCAGGCUGAUACCUUCCGCCCUGCAGAGUUCCACUGGAAGCUGGACCAGAUUUGUGACAAAGAGUGGCAUUACUAUGUCAUCAAUGUGGAAUUUCCUGUGGUUACCUUAUACAUGGAUGGAGCAACAUAUGAGCCAUACCUGGUGACCAACGACUGGCCCAUUCAUCCAUCUCAUAUAGCCAUGCAACUUACGGUCGGCGCAUGUUGGCAAGGUGGAGAAGUCACCAAACCACGGUUUGCCCAGUUCUUCCACGGCAGCCUGGCUAGUCUCACCAUCCGCCCUGGAAAAAUGGAGAGUCAGAAGGUGAUUUCCUGCCUGCAGGCCUGCAAGGAAGGGCUGGAUAUUAAUUCCCUGGAAAGCCUUGGCCAAGGAAUAAAGUACCACUUCAACCCCUCGCAGUCCGUCCUGGUGAUGGAAGGUGAUGACAUCAGGAACAUCAACCGUGCCCUGCAGAAGGUCUCCUACAUCAACUCCAGGCAGUUCCCGACCGCGGGCGUGCGGCACCUCAGAGUCUCUUCCAAAGUCCAGUGCUUUGGAGAAGAUGUGUGCAUCAGCAUCCCUGACGUGGAUGCCUACGUGAUGGUGCUGCGGGCCAUGGAGCCGCAGAUCACCCUCCAUGGCACAGACCGCUUCUGGAGACCCGCCACCCAAUUUGAAAGUGCCAGAGGGGUGACCCUGUUCCCUGACAUCAAGAUUGUGAGCACCUUCGCCAAAGCCGAGGCCCCCGCCCCCAAAUCAGCAGUCUUAGAAGAAAUGCUUCACAACUUAGAUUUCUGUGACAUUUUGGUGCUGGGAGGGGACUUGGACCCAAGACAGGAGUGCUUGGAGCUCAACCACAGUGAGCUCCACCAGCGACACCUGGACGCCACCAACUCCACAGCAGGCUAUUCCAUCUACGGUGUGGGCUCCAUGAGCCGCUAUGAGCAGGUGUUGCGCCACAUCCGCUACCGCAACUGGCAUCCGGCUUCCCUCCAGGCCCGGCGGUUCAGGAUCAAGUGCUCAGAACUCAAUGGGCGCUACACCAGCAAUGAGUUCAACUUGGAGGUCAGCAUCCUCCAUGAGGUCAGAGUGCCAGACAAGGAGCACGUCAGCCACCUUAUCGUGCAGCCCCCCUUCCUCCAGUCCGUCCAGCAUCCCGAGUCUCGGACUAGCAUCCAGCGCAGUUCAGUGGUCCCAAGCAUCGCCACAGUGGUCAUCAUCAUCUCCGUGUGCAUGCUCGUGUUCGUGGUGGCCAUGGGCAUGUACCGGGUCCGGAUCGCCCACCAGCAUUUCACCCAGGAGGCCGAGGCUGCGAAGGAGGCUGAAAUGGAUUGGGACGACUCUGCGCUCACCAUCACAGUCAACCCCAUGGAGAAACAUGAAGCACCAGGGCGUGGGGAAGAUGAAACUGAGGAAGAGGAGGAGGAGGAAGUAGAAGAAGACAUAAGCUCCAGCAGCAGCGACUCAGACGACAGCGAUGAGGAGGAGGUGGAGGAAGGGGCAGGCAGGGGCAGACAUGGGGAGAGUGGCGCCAGGCAAGCCCAGCUGGAGUGGGACGACUCCACCUUCCCCUACUAGUGCCCGCUGUCUGCGCCCGCCCACCUGUCCCUUUUGUAAGCCACACCUGAUAUAUGUGAGCCUAUCACUGUCGCCUCUGAUUUCGAUGACACCCUGAGCAGCCCUUCCCCAGCUUCCUGGAACCCACCCUUCCUCCCUUGGGCACUCCACGUGCCCCAGCCCUGGGCUGGUUCCAAGAAGCCCAGCACAUCCGCAGUGGGGACUUCAGGGUGGGCUUUGCCCUGCAGUCCUCACUGCUCCUGCCCUGGACUCCCCCGGCGUCCUGUCGGCCAGUCUGCAGAGUUCUGCCUCUGCUCUUCUCUGCGGGGGAGAAGGCCAGCCUUUACAUCAGUCACCUCCCCGGGCUCUGUGUUCCCAAGGCCCUUGGGUCCCAAUCCGCUGUGUGUGCACCUGACUCAGCAGUCUCUUCACACAGACCAGCAGGUUCUCUGGUGGCUUCAUCCAGGCAGGGUGGUCGGACUUUACACACCUGAGAUCGUGGUCCUUAACUUUAAAGGAAAGUCCUUGUUGAGGCUGAAUUAAGUUCAUAGGGAGAGGUUCACACACUCAUGCACACGUGCACACACUCUCCCUAGUUUGGAGAUCCUUUCCCUUUGACCUUUCUGAGGCCAUAUAAAGCCUAUUAUGAGAAGUACAAAACCUUGGCCACAGCAGGGCCUGGUCCCCAGCCAAAGUGCUCUGAGUCUGUCUGCCUGGGCAGCUACUGAGACCCACGUGGCUUCCCUGCUGGCAACUCAUACCCAGUGAAACCACAGGAUCCAGGAAGCAUCCCACACAGGCACUGCCCCAGAGAAAGCUGUGAAAAGUCUGCAGCUGGGGAUCAGAAGGAAGGGCUGACAAGGUGACACCACUGGGCUUCGUGGUGGACAUGGGUCUGGGAGACAGGGUGGCUGGGUUCUCCUGGGCCAGAGGGCAGCCCAGGUGGGCAAGGCUCAUGCCACCUAGUCUUAUGAUUCUCAUCCCCUAUUUCACCCUGGUUUACCUCUUAAGAAAAUGCAUUCCUCUUGGAUGUAUUAGAACAAGCGUGAACUGCAUUAAGUCUAAAAUGAACGCUUGAAAACUUAACUGCUAUGAAUUAGAAACAUUUGCGAUAACAGCUGCUUCUUUCUUCUUGUAGAAGGAGCAGUGCUUUGGGUGGAGGGCAAAUAUAUCUGAAAACCUAAUUUAUUUAUUUAUUUUAUUAUUUUUUUAAUAAGGAAAUCUUUUCCAUCUCCUUCCUAACAUGGACACCUCAUGGGGAGAAUUGUUGCUAUAGUAACUGGUCUGUGAUCUUUUGUGGCCAAGAGAAUAGCAGGCAAAAAUUAGGGCCAUUAUAGGACCUCCAUGAGGCUUGAAUGUCUCAGGCUUUGUCCUCAGCACGUGUGAUCUGUCCCUGUCCCCCAGUCUCCUCCAGCUCAUUUCAUAGUGACUUGGCACUGGUACCAAGCUGGUCCCUAGUUACAGUGGUGUUUGGAUUCAAAAGAAAGUUCAGAAUCUAUUCAUUUUCUUUCCUGUGUCCUCAAAACAGAGCUUCUGAAGAGGACCACUGUCAAUGUCCUCUAGUCUGACCUUCACCCAGUGAGGACCCAGGAUAAGCCUUGGCAUCCUUCUGAUUCCAGAAAACUACCUUAUGCAGCUUUUCCAUCACCUAAAGUGUUUUUCUGCAUCUGUUCCUUCCUGUGAGCUUCACGGUAACUCUGUGAGGCAGCUAGGACAUCUGCUGUCAGGCACACUUUCAUUAUGAGUAAACUGAGGUUCAGAGUUUCAAGGGUCUUGCUCAGAGUCAUUCAGAGACACAGACAAGUCUGAACCCCCACCUCCACUUUCUACUUUUGGUUCUACUUAUGUUCAUAUUACGCAGCUAACAGGCAUUGUUGAGGACCUAGUAUGUGCUGAUCACUCACCCAGCAGCAGUGGGAAAGGGAUGAAGCUGAAUAAAAGAAGCUCCCUGCUCAGAGGACCUGAUGGUUGCAGAAGAGACACAAAGGGGCAUGGAAAUUAUACAAGAGACAGGCACAGAGGGAGGGAGAACAGUCACAGGAAGAAGAGGCACACAUUCACAGACUCCUCCGGAGCUCUUAUUUUUCCUUCUUAGGGAAAAAUACUAGCAGAAGUUUAGAGUUUUAUAUGCAUUGAAUGGAAAUAGACACUUCUGUGAAUUCUCCCAACCAAACAGCCCUUUGCUACCCUGCUGUGUCUGCACAUCCACAAGGAGAAAAUCUGCAGGAUGGUGUAGUCUUCUCCAUCCCCUCAGUUCAAUAGGAAGAGACUCUUCACUGGGGCAUUUAGGAGCGAACAGAAUUCUCCCAAAAUUAUGGCAGUAAAAAUGAACACUUUACGUGUUGAAAACCAGUUCUUUUUCAAUUUGAUUUAAAAUAUGUAAGUCCAGCUCUCACGAACGCACUCCUCUCUGCUCAGUCUUUGGGUUUGGCUGGCGUGGGGAAAUGCUCUGCACCCUCUGUCUGUCUCCGACAGCCACGUUGCUGCUCAUGGCUGAGGGAGCUGUUGGGCAUGUGAGAUCGUUCUGUGUCUUGGGGGGGGCAGGGAAUAAGUGAAAGCGGCACUUGGCUAGGGCAGCAGAGUCGUGGGUUGGACUUACAGGUAGAGAAACAAGGGGUCGUCUGAGCCCUUUUGUAGAAGUCCUGCUGUGAAAGGUCACGCUCUGCUCUCUGGAGCUUGAAGAUAGGUAGGCUGACACCUCUCCAGUGGCUCAGGAGACAGGAAGGAGGAGGAGGAAGAGGUUGAGACAGAAAAGGCCAGCACUGAAUGAGUUGCCUUAGUGGCAUAAGCCAAUCCACAGCCAGUCACUGAUCUUAAAGAAUGCUGAAAGUAUGUGCUAGUAGGUUUAAUCAAAUGCUAUAAAUCUGACCAAAGCCCAAGUUCACCUAGAUAACAAAAUGUGAUUUCCCUGAGACCACUUUUCACUUUCACUUUCCUGAGUGCACUCAAUCCUAUCCAGCAGGGCGUAGACCACAGAUCUUUGCCUGUGGCAAGGGCUGUAACUUGUAGACACAGACCAUCCAGGGAGAGGGCUCCUGGUGGGCAGCUGUGCUCUCUGUUCCUGCACACAUUCUGGGCUCGGCAAACGUGGUCUGUAAAGAGCCAGAUAGCAAAUAGUUUGGGCUCGGCAGGCCAUGUGGUCAGCAAGCCUUCCACUCUGCCCCUGGAGCAUGAAACCAGACAGACAUUUCUUAAAUAAGUGAAUACGGUUACAUUCCCAAAUAACUUGACUUAUGAACACUAGAAAAAUCAAGCAAGUUGAAUUCAUAUUAUUUUCUCUUGUCACGAAAUGUUAUUACUCUUUGGAUUUUUAUUUUCAACCAUUUAAAAAUGGAAAAGCCUCCCCGAGCCCACAGGCCCCAUAAAAACUAUCAGCCAGCCGGAUUUGGCCCUCGGGGCACACACAGUCUGCAUGCUCCUGCCUAUGUGUGUGGAAAACAGCCCUCCAUCUGCCAAGAGAAAGCAGAUCGCUGUCUUAGACCCUCCCUUAAAUCUCCCCGUGGCUUUGCUUCAAAAAUGAUCAACAAACAACACCGCAGUCUUUAAUUAAGCAGUUUUAAAAGUCUGUGUUUGGAGGGAAAUGAAAGUGAAAAGGACACUUGUUACUUGUUGAAUUGACUCAAAGGUGGUCAAACGUCCCUCCAGAGCUGGAGGCCCUGCAUCCUGGCACUGACUGCGUGCCAAGCGCUAACCCCACUGAGCUGGACUCCCAGAUGCAAGGCCUUCUCUGCAAGACUCAGCCCAUCAUGAUUUCUAAGACAGAGUGUUCAUUAUUUCAGACUGAUUUCUAUUUCAGCCCAGCUCACUCUAAAAAUGGUUAUCUAAAGGCUUGUGACUGUUUGAAUCUAUAGUGACAUAAUCAGUAGAAAGCCCGGCCCAGCAUACUUCAACAUUAGCACUCUUCUUGGCUCUACGAUUCAACAUUAGCAAGAGGAAGAAGAGGAGGUCUUUUUCUUAAGCAUCCCUCAUUUAAAUGAACCAAAUCAGUCUUUUUAAGAAAGUGAGGGGGUGCGUCUAAUUCUUUGAAAGAAUUUACCAGUGCAAACAAAGUAGAUGCUUUUCAGCUAAGAUCAUUCACAGGCCUUUGGGAGACCCUUAAACCCUCCUGCCAUGGACUGUGAUGGGCUGCUGACAGCACACGGUUCUCUGUCUGCAUCAGACUCCUCAAGGCUGAUGAGCAGAAGCCCUUGGCACAACUUAAUUCGUAUGUGGCCACUUUCCCUUGUCCAGCUGUAUGCAAUGGAAAUGAGCAAUGAAAGUUUUGAAACUUCCAGCACCUUCAUUUCCCUGUCUUUAUUUACUUUACUUAGUAAGUUGAUUGUGUACCUGCUUUGUAGAUCUUGCUCCAGUGUUUCUUUUGAUAACUUUCCUCAGCAGGAAAGGAAAGUUGGCUUUACAGGGGCUGUGGACUCAAAGGCAGAUUUGACUCUCCCAGGGAGACAAAAAGAGACAGCAGAAGUCACCUCCACCAGCACCCCAGAAAGCUCUCUGACACUUCCCGUUUCAGAGAGCAGACGGUAUCUGUUUGCAGCAAUGUUCCAAGUCAUUCAGCAGAUCCUUGCUGAGCACCCAUGGUGUGCCAGGCCCUGUGCCAGGAGUGGGGAGGGAGGAAGAGGGAGCCUUGGCCCUGCCCAUGAGGAGCUCCUUUGCAGUGUUACAGGCUGUCUAUGAGUAGUCAGAACUGUUGCGGAUGGAAGUCAGCAGCUGAGACAGGUGGGAUCGCUUGCUUUGGCCAUUCUCCACCCUGAGACAGGUGGUAGGUAUCCUCCUGGGAGCCCUGAUACAUCUCUGAGCCAAUGCGACCCUCUGUGUUUCUCAGUUCUACCCCAGUCUGACGCAGCUCACUGGUAGAUGACAGCCAGUCAUCCUGCCCAGUGGGCCGAAAUAAUGUGACUCAUUAAGAGUUAAGUGAUACUAGCCCAAAGGAAGUUCUGAAGGUCAACAGCAGGCAACUUCAAAAGUUAGGAAGGGUGACCCAGGUAUGUGAGCUAAAGCCAAUGCCCUGAAUCUGCCUGAUGUGAGGUGCCAUGUCGCAGCUGAAGAGGGAAGAAAGGCCGCACUUCAGAGGGCCUGCUGAGGGGCCACACCUGAUGCUGUGAAGCAACAUUCUCCAGAUACACACCUGGACCAGCAGCAUCAGCAGCACCUGAGAGUGAGUGAGUGAUGCAGAUUCUCAGGUCCCACCGGAGACCUCCUGAAUCAGAAUCUCCAGGAGUGGGGCCCAGCCACCCAUGUUUUCCUGAGCUCUCUGGUGCUGGUGCCCCCUAAGGUAUGAGAACCAUGGAUGCAGAAGAGGAGGAGAGUGACUUAGGCUGGCUCUGGGAGGAGAUGACAGCAAAAGAAAAUGAUCAACUGCUGGUGAGGAAAGGGGGCCACCAGGCCCCAAUCCACAGUCCCCCAAGCAGGGUUUCAGAGCACCCUGGUCCUAGUCCCAGUUGCACUCCUCCCCUCAGACAGGAGCUACUUCCUGCUGGUCUGGCCCUUUCCAUCCUGCAGAGGCUGUAACAAGGCCACCUAUCCCUUAGGGAGGCCCCCAUCUGGGUCCUUCCUCAAGGGCUGUACUUCAGGGGAAAACAGUUAAACUGCAGCAAUGACCUUGCAUCAGCAGGAGACCCCCAGUCCCCACAUGGCCUCUGUGCUGAUGGAGCCACCUGGGCCUGGAAGACAGUGGCAUGGUCAUUUAAGGACACUGCAGGUAGCUGCAGCACUGCUCCCUGUGUGACAGGACUGGGCGCACAGUGGCAUAGUCCCGGCACUGAAUCAGAUAGGAGACAAAUGGCUUUCUUGCAAGGGCAGUAACUCUUUCUGGAUGUCACUGAAAGUGGAAAACAAAAACCAAACACAAACCUGCAGCCUUCCCUACAGACCAUCUGUCUUGGCCCUUGAAUUUCUAAGACCAGGCUCCAUCAUUGCUCCUUGUCCCCAUCGACCAGAUGCCUGAGGUCUGCCAAUUAUUGAUUUAGGUUUGUUUUUUUUUUUUAUUUAUGGCUUAAACCAUGGAGAUCCACAAAGCUCUGGGAGGACUAGCUGGUGCUCUAUGAGUCAUUCACAACUAACUAUGGGAUAGUCUGCCCUCACAUAAAGAUUUCUGAGACUGGGAGUCCGAGGACUGAGGUACUGGGCCUUGGAGUGGGAAAACUAAAAACAGAAAUGAAAGGAAAAAACAGGCUGGGAAAGAGCCCAGACACAUGGCCUUAGAGAGCUAGCCACCGCCAUAUUUACUCCUAAGAAUCCCAAUCCCCUCAGGUCAGAGACACGUUCCUGGUCCUCUCCAGUCUUUUUGCUGAGUCCUCUCAAGUGCUCCACGGACACCUCCAUUUUUCCAGCCCAAUCUGGAAAACAUCUGAUUAAAUGGCGCACUGAUCUCCUCAGACCACAGAGAUCCCAUGGAGAGGAACUCAUCUCUAACAGAUAAGACAAUGCUAAGGGGAACCAACAGGGCUUGCCAGUUGCUUGCUGGUGAGAGAGAUUGGGAACACCAAACCAAGAAGGAAGGGUAAAGUACUUCUUCAUGCCACUUACAUCCAGAGAAUUUUUUCUUCACAGCCUGGCCACUUUUUGUGAAUUCUCUGAAGAAACAUAUUUUUCCCUGGACUUUAAGGCAAUUUUAUGUGUUUCCCUGAGGUUAGUCAUUUAUUGCAAAAAGCCUGUUGUGGGAGAAAAGGACAAGGAAAGGGAUGUCAGGCAGUUGAUGGAGAGCCCUCUGGUAGUUCUGCAAGCAGGAGAGGCUCUGUUCUCACUGGCAGGUGAGACAGGGAGAUGCAUGGACUGAGGGUGAGGGGCUCAGAUCCAGCCAGGACACCAGGCAGAGUGAGUGAGUCAUGAGAGGACAUUCAUGGGGAAGGCCAGGCCCAGGUGAGAUUUACGUGAUGCCUCCCUGACAGACCACAUCAGCCAUUCACACUCACAGGAAUGUGCAGAGAACCAUGUCCUGGCACCAGCUAGUUCCUCCCAUUCUAAGGAGUAGAGAGGAUCUGGGACCUCUGGACUACUGAAGUGACAUCUUCAGAGUCAGGGACCUUCCCCAUGAAAAUUUUCAGUUCAGUGAAAUAGAACCACAGCCGUCUGCCCUCCCCAGGCCCUUGAUAGGGUAUCUGAUGAGGGCCCUGGAACUCAUGGUUGUGUGAGGCGAGAAUGGCCCCCCACUCUUGCCCCCUUGGCUGCAUAGGUCCCUUCCUCCAGGCAAGGAGACUAACUUUUCUGUCACAGUGCCUGAGGUGUCUAGCAUGGCACCUAGCCCAUAGCAUGCGCUCUGUAAACUUUGAAGUAUAUGGCAUGUCAGAGAUUGUUUGACUUCAAUGAAUGGACAAGGUUUGAAAAAUGGAGAUGCUUCAGGUGGAAAAGGAGUGGAAAUGCAGUGGAUGGAGGAGAACAUUCCUGCUUAACAAAGGGGAAAAGAACAGGAGUCAGGGUGCUGGGGGAGUAACCCCCUCCCAGCUAUAGCCAGUCAAAGGAACCGCUAAGCAAGGGCAAGCCUGGGUGGGCCUUGAUGGUCCCCUUGCUCUGCUCUAUAGGCCAUGGGCAGCAUCCUGACUGAGAGAGAGCCUCCAUCUGUUGAUGACCCCAGGGCUGUGCUGCUCUCCAGUCCCUUUUAUCAGAUUCACUGCAGAGGAGAUUCAUCAAGGUGAAGCUCAAUUCCCGGUAGACUAAUGAAAAGAGGACAACAGACGUGCAAAGAGCCAAAAUGCAGACAGUGUGUAUUAAUCACAGGCAAGAGAAACAUGUCAGCUUUAAUGUCUAUUUGCUUUUAUCUUGAAAUGAAAAUGCAUCUCUGCUGCCCAGAUCCUUUUUUUCUGAGCAUUUCAGAACAGGAAUGGGACAUGCAUGCACACACAGAUAGCACUGAGGAUUCUUUUCCCCAACAGAAAGAGCCAUCAGAGACACGAGCCCAUAGGUUGUAUCUAUUUGCAGAAGCAGAGAACCAACCACAAAGCUCAGCUACAGACUCCAGUCCCUGUGUGGGGAAGGGAGGGAUAGGGCUGAGGAGGCAUCCGUGUUUGGGACGUGGGGGGCUUCACUUGUGCCUGUGGGUCACAGAUGUGAAUGUACUCUGCACAUCCACCCCUGGACACAAAAGUGCACCGAUCCUGGUCAUGUGGACCCCUUCCCGCCCCGCCCAUCACCCCAGCUCCCCAAUAUAACUGCAAAGGAGCAGCUGAUGUGCUGGAUUCAGAAGAGGUCAUGUUCAUCAUCCCUAGUAAACUUCAAGUGGCAGAAAAAAGGCAAAAGUUUUUUGGAAGUCAGGAAGUUAGACUUGAAAUCCAGGGCUGAUCACUCAAAAAGCAAGAAAAGGGAGAUGGAGAUGACUCAGUGUUGGAGAGGGAACAGGUGAGGUGGAAUCAGAAUGACAGUAACCAAAACACCCCUCACCCAGGAAGUCAGAGCAUGGCUGUCUUGAAAGCUGCAUCCAAGGUUCAGCACACUUCCUGGGUACAUCUGGCAGUGUGACCACAGAGGCAGCCAGGUCAAAUGCUUCCAAAGUCGGAGCUGUUGGGAAGGUGAUUUCAGUUCUUAAUUGAGGUAGUCAUGAUGUAUCACGCCACUUGAUGGCUUCCAACCUGACCUUGGUGACUUCCAAAAAUGGUUUUUGUUCCCUGAGCUCAACUGGCUUGGGAGGAGAUUAAAGAAAAUCAGCUGGUGAGUUUAGAGAAGAAAAGUGCAUGUAGAAGUUGGUUGUUUUCAAAGAAACCUGUAAGUGUUAAGAGUUGGCUGUGCUGUGUUAUUGGCAUGGACAUUAUAAUGUCAGUAAGGUAAGAUUCAGAAUGACUUGGUGGCACCUUUGUUUGAAAUAUUAGUUAAUGUAUUAAGUAUAAAUGAUCAAAGAUAAGUAGGCUGAGGACAGCUAAAUAUAUGCAUCAUAUACAUACACCUAUCUAUAAUAGAGAAAUAAGUAAGAUAUACAAUGAAGUUGUCAAUGGUCCCAACAAAUUUUAAAUUCCACAAAAGCACUAGUAUGGAUGUGACACUUUUUCAUAUUUUUGUUGUUUAGUUUUAGUUCUCAAAGUACUGGCAACAGUCACUGGCACAUAGUAGGUAAGCUUUUGGAAAUGGAAGGUCCGCUUGUCACCAGUUGGUAGACACUCAGGAGCAUCAUUAUA